Molecule: messenger RNA, 1107 nt
Organism: Propithecus coquereli (Coquerel's sifaka)
Lineage: Eukaryota; Metazoa; Chordata; Mammalia; Primates; Indriidae
Gene: PGLYRP4
Product: peptidoglycan recognition protein 4
Biological process (GO): peptidoglycan catabolic process
Molecular function (GO): zinc ion binding; N-acetylmuramoyl-L-alanine amidase activity
Source: RefSeq, a predicted model, not a curated record
AUGCUGCCAUGGCUUCUUAUUUUCUCCAGUCUGGGUCUCUGGGUCUGGAGUGAUUCCUCCUGGGACAGAACACAAGCUAAGCAGACAUCAGAGGGGCUUCAGUACCUGUUUGGCAACAUCUCCCAGCUCAUUGAAAAAGAUGUCUCCACCGUGGUGUCUCGCAACGAGUGGGGGGCGGAGGCUGUCGGCUGCAGUGCUCAGCUGACCAUGCCAGUGGAUGUCCUUGUCAUACACCACAUCCCUGGCCUGGAGUGUCAUGACCAGACUGUGUGCAGUCAGAGGCUGCGUGAGCUGCGGGCCCAUCACAUCCACAACAACAGCGGGUGCGACGUGGCCUACAACUUCCUGGUUGGGGAUGAUGGCAGGGCAUAUGAAGGUGUUGGCUGGAAUGUCCAAGGUGUGCACACCCAAGGCUACAACAACAUCUCCCUGGGCUUUGCCUUCUUUGGCACCAAGAAAGGCCACAGCCCCAGCCCUGCUGCCCUGUCAUCCAUGGAGGGCCUCAUCUCCUAUGCUGUCCAGAAAGGCCACCUGUCAUCCAGGUACAUUCAGCCACUCCUUGUGAAAGGCGAGAACUGCCUGGCCCCUCGGCAGAAGGCGAGCCCAAAGAAGCUUGCCCCAGUAUUGUCCCGCGGUCUGCUUGGGGGGCCAGGGAGACCCACUGCCAAGAUGAACCUCCCAGCUAAGUACGUCAUCAUCAUCCACACUGCUGGGAGAACCUGCAACGUGUCGGACGAGUGCCGCCUGCUGGCCCGGGACAUCCAGUCCUUCCAGGUGGACAGACUCAAGUUAUGCGACAUUGGAUAUAACUUCCUUGUGGGCCAGAAUGGCGUCAUUUACGAAGGGGUGGGCUGGAAUGUCCAGGGCUCCUGCACCCCUGGCUACGAUGACAUUGCCCUGGCCAUUGCCUUCAUGGGAACCUUCACAGGUACCCCACCCAAUGCCGCAGCGCUGGAGGCAGCCCAGGACCUGAUCCAGUGUGCCGUGGUCGAGGGGUACCUGACUCCCAACUACCUGCUGGUGGGCCACAGUGAUGUGACCAACACCCUGUCCCCUGGGCAGGCUUUGUACAACAUCAUCAGCACCUGGCCUCAUUUCAAACACUGA